Molecule: messenger RNA, 1825 nt
Organism: Botrytis porri
Lineage: Eukaryota; Fungi; Ascomycota; Leotiomycetes; Helotiales; Sclerotiniaceae
Exons: 4
Coding region: 209-1129 (306 amino acids)
Biological process (GO): positive regulation of transcription by RNA polymerase II
Cellular component (GO): mediator complex; nucleus
Molecular function (GO): cyclin-dependent protein serine/threonine kinase regulator activity
Source: RefSeq, a predicted model, not a curated record
UCGUCCAGAUCCGAAAGUCCAGUGAACGGGCGGUUUUCCAUUCUACAUCGAUCGAAAUAUAUUCUUGAAGGAACGAAGUUGAACAAGUUGAGAUUUCUGUAGAUUUAAUUGAGCUUUGAGAUAGGUUAGGUACCUCUUCUUGACUCGUUCCGAGAUAUCAAGUUCGAAGUAUCAGCAGAUAAAUCGUUUUGCCUUGAAGCUAUCUGUGAUGGCUGCCAACUACUGGGAAUCAAGUCAACGGAAACACUGGCAAUUCACACGAGAACAAUUGGAGGAUUUACGAUCCAAGCUUGAAGAUGAAGAUCAAGCUCUUGUACAGGCAUAUCCUCUGCCACAACUCAGACACCUGAGCAUAUAUUUCAAUCAACAGAUGACUCGACUUGGAAAACGUCUCGGUGUGCGACAACAAGCAAUGGCCACAGCACAACUAUACAUUCGUCGGUUUUACUCAAAGGUCGAAAUUCGGAAAACGAAUCCAUAUUUAGUUCUAGCAACAGCGGUUUAUUUGGCAUGUAAAAUGGAAGAAUGUCCACAUCACAUCAGACUUGUGGUUAGUGAAGGUAGAGGAUUGUGGCCUGAAUAUUUCAGCAAUGAUACUUCGAGGCUAGGGGAAUGUGAAUUCUUUUUGAUCUCCGAAAUGAGUUCACAAAUGAUUGUUCAUCAUCCCUACAGGAGUUUGACUGCUCUGCAAGGGACUUUCUCUCUAACAGCAGAAGAAUCCAAUCUUGCUUGGUCUAUUGUAAAUGAUCAUUACAUGACGGAUUUACCUCUAUUUUAUGCACCACAUACUAUUGCUAUUAUGGCUAUUCUUCUAGCGCUCGUACUUCGUCCAAAUGCAACUGGAAUCCAAUCUGCUAGUGGUUCGUCGGCUAGCAAUAUUGCAGGUGCCGCACAAGCUGCAUUAACGAGUACUGGUCAAGCGAAAGGCGGAACUCCUGAGAGGCAAGGAGGCAGAACAAAGGUACAAAAAUUAGCAAAUUGGCUUGCUGAAAGUACUAUUGAUGUUGAAGCGAUUGUUGAUUGCACGCAAGAAAUGAUAUCUUUUUAUGAAGCUCAAGAACACUAUAAUGAAAAACUCACAAGGGAACAAAUAAAUCGAUUUAUCAAAGCACGAGGUUUGGAUAAGUGAGAUCAGAUUUAUGAGACAGGAAAGAAUUGCAUGAGAUUUCGGAGCAAUUCAGUCGCAUGCAUUGGAAAUAACCGAUUCAAUGAAACUAAAGGAAGAGGGGAGUGGGUAAUACAUACAGUCAGAAUUAUGAAGCCUCUUUAAUAUUCGAGCUAGAGCAACAUAAAUUCUUUUCUUGUUGGCAGCAUGGAACAGAAGAAUGUGGACUUUCAUCUCGGCAAUUCCCCAAACAAUUUUCGAAGAAGUCAUGCUCGACAGACCUGGAGAAAAGAAUCGUGGCCAAACCUACCCGCUAUGAUGAUUAGAAAGACCCAUCAUCAACUUUAUGGACAGGCUCGAUGGCCAAAUCGCAUGUCAUAUUCGUACAGCUACUCUAGCAUUGCUCAGGCUUUCUCUUCAAAUUCCACUUGACCAAUUUGGUAAAUGAAUAUUGAGUAGUCUAUUGGUUACCUUGCUGGAUAGAUCUCCAUAUCAUGAGAUUUCCAAGUAGCAAACAUCACAUUUGAUCUCAUUAUCGACACGUGUCUCGGAAUUUGAGGAGGAAUAUAUUAUACUGGGAUUCGAUUUGAAUGUUUUCGAAGACAUUCACAGUGUGUUUCGUAUGACGUGGCGGGGAUAACAGGUGAUUGGUCUGAGAUAUUGAAGACAGCGGAGACUGGAGAUAGAAAUUAUAAGACAAUAUUCAUGAAAUACUCGUGA